This is a messenger RNA of Malania oleifera, 2325 nucleotides long. Its product is annotated as glutamyl-tRNA reductase 1, chloroplastic-like. Gene Ontology annotation, molecular function: glutamyl-tRNA reductase (NADP+) activity; NADP binding. The transcript has 3 exons. Bases 321 to 1970 code for a protein of 549 amino acids. Lineage: Eukaryota; Viridiplantae; Streptophyta; Magnoliopsida; Santalales; Ximeniaceae. The record is from RefSeq and is a predicted model, not a curated record. Gene Ontology annotation, biological process: tetrapyrrole biosynthetic process.
AAUCAGGACGGAAAAAUGAAGGCGCGUGGCAGCCAACAGCCUCCUAAAACAUUUCCUUGGUCAAAAAUUUCGCACCGAAAUUACCUAACCCAUUCUCUCAAAUUCCAAAGCUCCAAUCUUUGAAAUUGGACAUUGAACGUCAGAACGACCGAACCAGAACCAGCAGCUGCUCCCCCAAUUCUCCCUCUCUCUCUCUCUCCCUCUCUCUCUCGCUCUGCAGCUCGUUUGCUUCUUUUCCCCAUUCUCCUCUCUGCUUUGAUUUUCCUGGGUUAGGGUUUUGGGGCCGCCUCGCCGUCGCCAUUGUUGCCAUCGCCGUUUCAAUGGCGGCUGCGGUUGGCUUCGCGCCCUUUUGUGGAGGCCUGAGCAAGGAGUCAGUUCCCCUCCGUUGCGAGGUCUCCUCGCCUACGCUGGCUUCUCCUUCUCAAGUUCGAUCCUUCUACAGACCCUCGAAGAUCAAAAGUCUGGUUUCUCGGAGAGGAGUGUCUUUGAAUCCUCGAUGUAAGGUUUUUGCCGACAAUUUGACUCGAGAUGAUGAGAUCGAUUCAAGGGCGAUGAGUGUUUCCGCCAUCGAGCAGCUCAAGAUCUCCGCAGCUGAUAGAUAUACAAAGGAAAGGAGCUGCAUUAUGGUUGUUGGGAUUAGUGUUCAUACAGCUCCAGUUGAGCUGCGUGAGAAACUUGCAAUUCCAGAAGCACAAUGGCCUAAAGCUAUAAAUGAGCUAUGCACUUUGAACCAUAUAGAAGAAGCUGCCAUUCUUAGUACAUGUAACAGAAUGGAAAUAUAUGUUGUUGCUCUAUCUCAACAUCGUGGAGUUAAGGAAGUGACAGAGUGGAUGUCAAAGACAAGCGGGGUUUCCGUUUCAGAACUUUGCCAAUACCGCUUUUUGUUGUACAACAAAGAUGCUACACAACACCUAUUUGAGGUAUCUGCAGGACUUGACUCUCUUGUUCUAGGAGAAGGACAAAUUCUUGCUCAGGUAAAGCAAGUUGUAAAAUCUGGGCAAGGAGUCCCAGGAUUUGGUAGGAAAAUCAGUGGGCUAUUCAAGCAUGCCAUCACUGCUGGAAAACGGGUUAGAACUGAAACCAAUAUUGCAGCUGGGGCUGUUUCUGUUAGCUCAGCUGCUGUGGAGCUUGCCCUAAUGAAACUUCCAGGAUCUUCCUAUGCUUCUGUCAGGGUGUUGGUGAUAGGAUCAGGGAAGAUGGGGAGACUUGUGAUUAAACACUUGGUUGCGAAAGGGUGCUCAAAAAUGGUGGUUGUCAACAGGACUGAGGAGAGAGUUGCUGCAAUUCGUGAGGAGCUUAAGGAUGUUGAAAUUAUUUAUAAACCCCAUGCAGAAAUGCUAGCAUGUGCUGCUGAAGCUGACGUUGUUUUUACCUGCACUGCAUCAGAAACCCCACUGUUUUUGAAAGAACACGUGGAGACACUGCCCCCUGUAUGCCCUGAAGUUGUAGGGCUGAGGCUGUUCAUUGAUAUAUCUGUUCCCAGGAAUGUGGGAUCCUGUGUGUCAGAGUUUCAGACUGCUCGUGUCUUCAAUGUGGAUGAUCUCAAGGAAGUUGUGGCAGCUAACAAGGAUGAUCGACUCCGCAAAGCAUUGGAAGCUCAGGCUAUUAUAACAGAGGAAUCAAAACAAUUCGAAGCUUGGAAGGAUUCCCUAGAGACCGUUCCAACCAUUAAGAAGCUUAGGGCUUAUGCUGAAAGAAUUAGAGCAUCUGAGCUGGACAAGUGUUUGGCAAAGUUUGGCGAUGGUAUCUCAAAGAAACAGAAGGGAGCCCUUUAUGACCUUAGCAUGGGUAUAAUCAACAAACUCCUUCAUGGUCCAAUGCAGCAUCUCAGAUGUGACGGGAACGACAGCCGAUCGCUGAGCGAGAUACUUGAGAAUAUGCAUGCUCUUAACAGAAUAUUUGGCCUCGAGACAGAUAUGUCAGAGUUGGAACAGAAGAUUCGAGCCAAGGUAGAAAACACUAAGAAGUAAGUGUUUCAUUGAUGUUCCUUGCUUCAUUUUCAUCAUUAUCUCAAAAUGGAAGAACAGGGAAAUUUAUCACCAUGCGGGGACAGCCCUUCAGAGGCAUUUGAUCAUCAGCUUCAUAUUCCUCAAAGUUGGGAGCCAUUCUUUGUGUACAGUAUGUAUGAUAAGGGAUAUUAGGGAUUAGGCGUAGGCAGAAAAAAGAAUUUAAAAUUCUAGGGAGAGCUUGGUCACGGUUUAUUAACGGCUCAUUGGUUCACAGAAUAGCUAUAUCUUGGAACAACAUGAAAAAUAGCAAUAACUAUUCUGUGUGUUUGUUAUUAUUUCAUUUAAUUUGUAAUGAAAUAUGAGAAUAGUUAUUGGA